Molecule: messenger RNA, 466 nt
Organism: Cetraspora pellucida
Lineage: Eukaryota; Fungi; Glomeromycota; Glomeromycetes; Diversisporales; Gigasporaceae
Source: the annotation of a GenBank genome assembly
ACCCAUAUGAUAAUCGGUUGUUAGGAGUGUUUUGGAUGUCACCACUGCAACAGCAAUACUUGAUCUGCUAUAUCGAUAUCGUCCAAACUGAUAAUAUGUGUCAAACAAAUUGGUUCAACAUGUAUCUUACUCUUUUAGUAGUUGUUGACAAUAACACAAGAACUUGGCUGGUGGCUCAAUCAUUAUCAGAUGACGAAACUACUGAAUCAUACGAGUGGUUUUUUGAAUGCCUUAUAAAUGCAACACAUAAUAUAUCUCCUGCUGUUUUAUUUUCCGACGCUGAACCAGCUCUUAUUAGUGCUGUUGCUUUAAAAUUACCUGAAACGCAUUAUUUUUUAUGUGCUUUUUAUAUUCAGGAGAAUAUUCGCAAAAAUUUAAGGAGUAAACUUGGCAGAAAUUUUGAUGAAUUCUAUAAAGAAUUUUUACAUACACGUAAUAGUACAUUUGAAGAGGAUUUUUUUAGAAG